Messenger RNA from Cantharellus anzutake, 231 nucleotides. RefSeq lists its product as uncharacterized. The record is from RefSeq and is a predicted model, not a curated record. The coding region runs from base 1 to 231 and encodes 76 amino acids. Lineage: Eukaryota; Fungi; Basidiomycota; Agaricomycetes; Cantharellales; Hydnaceae. The transcript has 2 exons.
AUGUCACUCAACAAUCUAUUUAAUGCUCUUGUCAAUUCCGGACGGCACUCGGGGCGCUCCUGUCCAUCGAAGAAAGCGCUACAUAAACCCUACCGCCAGCUAGCUACCGUCCACCCAGGAUCAUACAUCUCCGACUCGGCCAUUUGCCACGAUCAUGCGCCCCCAGAUUUGGUCAUGUCACUCAACAAUCUUUCUAAUCUCGAGAGGCACUCUGAGGCCAUCCCAAUAUGA